This is a messenger RNA of Sipha flava (yellow sugarcane aphid), 6757 nucleotides long. RefSeq names its product putative U5 small nuclear ribonucleoprotein 200 kDa helicase (gene l(3)72Ab). Gene Ontology annotation, cellular component: nucleus. The transcript has 33 exons. Lineage: Eukaryota; Metazoa; Arthropoda; Insecta; Hemiptera; Aphididae. Gene Ontology annotation, molecular function: ATP binding; nucleic acid binding; ATP hydrolysis activity. The coding region runs from base 163 to 6609 and encodes 2148 amino acids. The record is from RefSeq and is a predicted model, not a curated record.
UCUCUAUCCGACUUGCAUAUAUUAUUUAAUAAUUUUGUUCGUUUGAACUUGAACGUUGUAAAACGUUUUUUUAUUUUAUGUAAUGCGUAAUAAUGAAUUUUGUGUUUGACUUCUAAGAACAAGUUAAAAAUCCGAGUAAUUACAGAAAAAUAAUAGUUCAUCAUGGCUGACGCAGCUGCUCGUCAGCUUCAAUAUGAAUAUAAAGCAAAUUCCAAUCUUGUUCUACAAGCUGAUGUGCGACUUAUUGAUCGACGUAACCGCGAUGAAGCUACUGGAGAAGUAUGUUCGUUGGUGGGAAAAUUGGAAGGUACGAAGAUGGGAGACCGUUUUCAAAGAACUAAACCAGUGAAAGCAGAAGAAAGAAAAGCCAAAAGACAAAAACGUGAUGAAGCACAAUAUGACUUUGCUCGAAUGAAAGGAACUACUCUUUUAUCAGAUGGUGUUGAUGAUAUGGUCGGAAUUAUGUACAGGCCUAAAACUCAAGAGACCAGACAAACAUAUGAAGUGUUGUUAAGUUUCAUACAGGAAGCACUUGGUGAUCAGCCUAGAGAUAUUCUUUGUGGUGCAGCUGAUGAAGUUUUAUCUGUAUUAAAAAAUGACCGCCUUAAAGAUAAAGAAAAAAAAUCUGAUACUGAAAGUUUAUUAGGCUCAUUAGCUGAUGAACGAUUUGCACUUUUGGUUAAUUUAGGGAAAAAAAUAACUGAUUUUGGAACUGAUGAAAAAGGAACGGCAAAUACUGAAGAUAAUAUUGAUGAAACAUACGGUAUAAAUGUCCAGUUUGAAGAGAGUGAAGAAGAAGAUGAUGAAGAUGUAUAUGGUGAAAUCCGAGAAGGUGAUGAUCAUGAAGAUGAAGGUGAAGAAUCAAAAUUAGAUGCUACUAUUCAUGCAGAAAAUCUGGACAAACGUGCUGUUAAAAAACCUGUUGAACAAGCCAAAAAAGAAAAAAGUUUGCACGCUUUAGAUAUUGAUGCUUAUUGGCUUCAAAGAAGUUUAUCGAAGUAUUAUAGUGAUGCUAUGGCAUCACAAGCUAAAGCAGCUGAAGUUUUAGCUGUAUUAAAAAAUGCUGGUGAUGACCGUGAUUGUGAAAAUCAAUUAGUUCUUUUACUUGGUUAUGAUUGUUUUGAUUUUAUAAAAGUACUAAAAAAAAAUCGACUUAUGAUUUUAUAUUGUACAUUAUUGGCAUCAUCUCAAAGUGAAUCUGAACGUGCUGCUUUACGUAAAAAAAUGGAUUCUGACCCAUUUCUAUCCAAGAUCUUACGACAAAUGGAUACUAAAGAAAUUGAUGAUAUUAAAGAUAGUAGUGCAAGUGCUGCCAAUAAAAAGAGACGAGCUGCUGAUGAAGAUGAUGAUGAUAUGAAUACUGGUGAUCCUAAACAACAGGUUGCUGGCACUAGAAAAGUUUUAGAUUUGGAUGAUUUAAUAUUUUCCCAAGGAUCUCAUUUUAUGUCAAAUAAGAGAUGUCAGCUUCCUGAUGGAUCCUUUAGAAAACAACGUAAAGGUUAUGAAGAAGUUCAUGUACCUGCGUUAAAACCAAAACCGUACAGUGAAGAGGAAUCAUUGGUUCCUAUUGACAAGUUACCAAAAUAUGUUCAACCUGCUUUUGAAGAUUUCAAAACUUUAAAUAGAAUACAAUCAAGGCUUCAAAAAAGUUGUCUGGAAUCUGAUGAAAAUUUAUUGCUUUGUGCUCCUACAGGUGCUGGUAAAACAAAUGUUGCCUUAUUGUGUAUGUUGAGAGAAAUUGGAAAGCAUAUUAAUAGUGAUGGUACUAUAAAUGCAGAUGAAUUUAAAAUCAUUUAUAUAGCCCCCAUGAGAUCACUUGUACAAGAAAUGGUUGGAAGUUUUGGAAAGAGGUUAAGUAGUUAUAAUCUAACCGUAUCUGAAUUAACUGGUGAUCAUCAGCUAACACGUGAACAGAUACAAGCUACACAAGUUAUUGUUUGCACACCAGAAAAAUGGGAUAUUAUAACUAGGAAAGGUGGUGAAAAGACAUUUGUGUCCCUUGUCAGACUCAUCAUUAUUGAUGAAGUACAUUUAUUACAUGAUGAACGUGGACCUGUUCUUGAGGCUCUAGUUGCCAGAACAAUUAGAAACAUAGAAACAAUACAAGAGGAGGUUCGUUUAGUUGGGCUUAGUGCUACAUUGCCAAACUAUCAAGAUGUUGCAACUCUUCUUAGGGUUAAGCCUGAUUCCGGUUUAUUCUAUUUUGACAACUCAUUCAGACCAGUUCCAUUAGAGCAACAGUAUAUAGGUAUAACUGAGAAAAAAGCUGUUAAACGUUUCCAAGUUAUGAAUGAAAUUGUGUAUGAAAAAAUUAUGGAACAUGCUGGCCGUAAUCAAAUUUUAGUGUUUGUUCAUUCCAGAAAAGAAACAGGAAAAACUGCUAGAGCUAUCAGGGAUAUGUGUUUGGAAAAAGAUACUUUAGGACAUUUCUUACGUGAAGGUUCUGCAUCUAUGGAAGUUUUACGUACUGAAGCUGAACAAGUCAAAAAUCAAGAACUUAGGGAUUUACUUCCUUAUGGUUUUGCUAUACAUCAUGCUGGUAUGACUCGUGUAGACAGAACAUUGGUUGAAGAUUUAUUUGCUGAUCGUCAUAUUCAAGUAUUAGUCUCAACAGCUACUUUAGCUUGGGGUGUAAAUUUACCAGCUCAUACUGUCAUCAUUAAAGGUACUCAAGUUUAUAGUCCAGAAAAAGGACGUUGGGUGGAACUCGGUGCAUUAGAUGUUUUACAGAUGUUGGGUCGUGCUGGACGUCCUCAGUAUGAUACUAAAGGUGAAGGUAUCCUUAUUACAAAUCAUAGUGAACUGCAAUAUUAUCUAUCUUUAUUAAAUCAACAGCUUCCAAUUGAAUCCCAAAUGGUUUCCAAGCUUCCAGAUAUGUUAAAUGCAGAAAUUGUACUUGGUACAAUACAAAGUGUUAAAGAAGCUGUGACUUGGUUAGGUUAUACUUAUUUGUAUAUUCGUAUGUUACGCUCUCCUGCAUUAUACACUAUUACUCAGGAAAAAUUAGAAGUUGAUCCGUUAUUGGAAGUACAUAGAGCAGAUAUUGUUCAUACUGCUGCUAUACAAUUAGAGAGAAGCAAUCUUAUUAAAUAUGAUCGAAAAUCUGGUUAUUUUCAGGUGACUGAACUUGGUCGUAUUGCUAGUCAUUACUAUUGUACUCACGACACAAUGGCUACAUAUAAUCAGUUAUUAAAACCAACUUUAAGUGAAAUUGAGCUAUUUAGAGUAUUUUCAUUAUCUGGAGAAUUUCGUCACAUAGGAGUAAGAGAUGAAGAAAAAUUAGAGCUUCAAAAAUUAAUGGAACGUGUACCUAUUCCUAUAAAAGAAGGCAUAGAAGAACCUAGUGCAAAAAUAAAUAUACUUCUUCAAGCAUACAUAUCCCAGUUGAAACUUGAAGGAUUUGCAUUGAUGUCGGAUAUGGUAUUUGUAACCCAAUCAGCUGCUCGUUUAAUGCGUGCUAUUUUUGAAAUUGUAUUGCACCGUGGUUGGGCACAGUUAGCUGAUAAAGCUCUUAGUCUUUGCAAAAUGAUUGAUAGGCGAAUGUGGCAAAGUAUGUCACCAUUGAGACAAUUUAGAAAGAUGCCUGAAGAAAUUGUUCGAAAAAUUGAGAAAAAAAAUUUCCCAUGGGAAAGAUUAUAUGAUCUUGGGCCUAGUGAAAUUGGUGAAUUAAUUCGUGUUCCUAAACUUGGAAAAACUAUUCACAGAUAUGUUCAUCAAUUCCCUAAGUUGGAAUUAUCUACACACAUUCAGCCAGUCACUAGAUCUACACUAAGAGUUGAAUUGACAAUUACUCCAGACUUUCAGUGGGAUGAAAAAUUGCAUGGAAAUUCUGAAGCAUUUUGGGUGUUGGUUGAAGAUGUUGAUUCUGAAGUUAUUCUUCAUCACGAAUUCUUUUUAUUGAAAGCUAAAUAUGCUACUGAUGAGCAUUUGCUUAAAUUUUUUGUACCUGUUUUUGAACCUUUACCUCCUCAAUAUUUCCUCAGAAUUGUUUCUGAUCGUUGGAUUGGUUCAGAAACACAAUUACCUGUUUCAUUUAGACAUUUGCUAUUGCCAGAAAAAAAUGUACCACCUACUGAACUUUUAGAUUUGCAGCCACUUCCUGUAUCAGCACUUCGUAAUAAAGUGUUUGAAGAACUUUAUGCUGAGAGAUUUCAUCAAUUCAAUCCCAUUCAGACUCAAGUAUUUAAUGCUGUAUAUAAUAGCGAUGAAAAUGUAUUUAUUGGAGCUCCAACUGGAUCUGGAAAAACUGCUAUUGCUGAGUUUGCACUCUAUCGUCUUUUGAGUCAGAAUCCUGAUCAUCGUUGUGUUUAUUUGGUCGCUAAAGAAUCGCAAGCAGAAUUAAUUUACUCCAGCUGGCAUGUGAUAUUUGGAAUUGGACUCGCUAGAAAAGUAGUACUUUUGACAGGUGAAAUUGGAACAGAUUUAAAGUUGUUAGCUAAAGGACAAAUUAUAGUGACAACUGCAGAGAAGUGGGAUGUAUUAUCUCGGCGAUGGAAGCAAAGGAAAAAUGUGCAAAAUAUUAAUCUUUUUAUCGUGGAUGAACUUCAAUUGAUUGGAGGUGAAGAUGGACCAGUUUUAGAAAUAGUUUGCUCCAGAAUGCGGUAUAUUGCUUCACAAACUGAAAAACAAAUGCGUGUUGUUGCCCUCUCAGCUCCACUUGCUGAUGCCAGAGAUUUAGCUCUAUGGUUAGGGGCACCAGCUACAACUACAUUUAAUUUCCAUCCAAGUGUUAGACCUGUACCAUUAGAACUUCAUGUGCAAGGGUAUAAUGUCACUCAUAAUGCUACCAGAUUAGUGGCAAUGGGCAAACCAACUUACAAUGCUAUAUUAAAAUAUAGUUUGGAGAAACCGGUAAUUAUAUUUGUACCAUCAAGGAAACAAGCCCGUCUUACUGCUAUUGACCUAUUAACUUACACUGCUGCUGACAACCAGCCUAAUCGUUUUAUACACGCUGAAGAAGAUGACAUUAAGCCAUUUUUGGAGAAAAUUUCCGAUAAGACAUUGAAAGAGACAUUGCUCCAAGGAGUAGCAUAUUUACAUGAAGGUGUUAGUGCCCAAGAUCAAAGAUGGGUUCAACAAUUAUUUUUCACUGGAGCAAUUCAAGUUGUAGUUGUGACUAGAAGUCUUUGUUGGGCUUUAAGUAUUACAUCUCAUUUAGUUAUUAUUAUGGAUACACAGUUCUAUGAUGGGAAAACACAUGCUUAUGAAGAUUAUCCCAUUACUGAUGUUAUUCAAAUGGUAGGACGAGCUAAUCGACCAUUAGAUGAUGAUGAUUCAAAAUGUGUAUUAAUGUGUCAAUCAUCUAAAAAAGAUUUCUUUAAAAAGUUCUUAAAUGAGCCAUUGCCAGUAGAAAGUCAUUUAGAUCAUCGAUUACAUGAUCACUUCAAUGCUGAGAUUGUUACUAAAACUAUUGAGAAUAAACAGGAUGCUGUUGAUUACAUGACUUGGACAUUCCUAUAUAGGCGACUUACACAGAAUGCUAAUUAUUAUAAUUUACAAGGUAUAUCUCAUAGGCAUUUAUCAGAUUACUUGUCAGAACUUGUUGAAACUACAUUAAAUGAUUUGAACCAAUCAAAGUGUAUAAGUAUUGAAGACGAGAUUGACUGUAUUCCAUUGAAUUUGGGCAUGAUUGCUGCUUAUUACUAUAUCAAUUAUACAACUAUUGAAUUAUUUUCGUUAUCACUCAAUAAUAAAACAAAGAUUCGCGGACUGUUAGAAAUUAUAAGUUCAGCUGCUGAAUAUGAAAAGAUACCAGUUAGACAUCGUGAAGAUACUCUUCUUAAGAGUCUUGCUCAUCGUUUACCAAACAAAUUACAACCAGCUUCUGGUCAAUCAUCAAUAAGGUAUAAUGAUCCACAUGUCAAAGUUAAUUUAUUACUUCAAGCCCAUUUAUCUCGUUUACAACUUGGUGCAGAACUACAAGGAGAUACUGAAGUCAUAUUAGCUAGAGCAAUACGUUUAAUACAAGCAUGUGUUGAUGUCUUGAGUUCUAAUGGUUGGUUAUCACCAGCUGUGGCUGCUAUGGAACUAGCUCAAAUGAUUACUCAAGCAAUGUGGGCUAAAGAUUCUUAUCUCAAACAACUUCCUCACUUUACAUCAGACAUUAUAAAGAGAUGUACUGAUGCAGGUAUUGAAACUGUAUUUGAUAUCAUGGAAUUGGAAGAUGAAGAUCGUACCAAGUUGCUGCAGCUAGACGAUAGUGAAAUGGCUGAUGUUGCAAGAUUCUGUAAUCGUUAUCCUAAUAUUGAAUUAAGUUAUGAAGUGGCAAACAAAAACCGUAUAUCUGCUGGUUCGAGUGUAAAUGUCACAGUAAGUUUAGAAAGAGAAGAUGAAGUUGUUGGACCAGUUAUUGCUCCCUUUUUUCCACAAAAACGAGAAGAAGGUUGGUGGUUAGUAAUUGGAGAUCCAAAAAAUAAUUCAUUACUUUCUAUUAAGAGAUUGACUUUACAGCAAAAGGCUAAAGUGAAAUUAGAUUUUGUAGCACCCAAUCCUGGAAAUUACUCUUAUACGUUGUACUUUAUGAGUGAUGCUUACAUGGGUUGUGAUCAGGAAUAUAAAAUGAAUAUCGAUGUUGGUGAUUAUAAUUCUGCUGAAAGUGAGUCAGAUUAAGCUUACAUAACAGUCUCAAAAAUAUUAUUUAUGUACCUAAGAAAACUAAUUUUUAUAUUGUAAGAAAAUUGUUCUUGUAUUAUUUUAAUUAUUUUUAACAGAAACAAUCAUUAAAUUGACUAGAUCAUAUAAAUGAUCUACAUAAAUA